AAAGUGUGUGGGAGCGAAUGUCAUAGUUAAUCAACAAGCGGCUGGUAGAUUUAUCUGCUAGCGGAACGCAGGCUAUUCAUCUCGCGGCUCAAACGAAGCACGUGCGGUUAAAGAGGGGAGGGUGAAAGGCCACAGCUGAUGUGUGCGGAGGAGAUCGCAACCUACCACCGGAGUUUUUCCCCUUUUCCUUAAAGUAGGACAUUAUGUGCGACUGUGAAGGAGCGCCGCUGCCCUCAAUGCAGCCGGCUGUGAAACCGGUGGUUGUCGUUCACGGGGGGGCCUGGGCCAUCCCCGCCGGCAUGUCCGAGGCCUGCACGAAUGGCGUGAAGGCCGCAGCUCUGGGGGCGUUCCGGGUUCUGAAAAGGGGCGGGACCGCCCUGGACGCCGUGGAAACGGCCGUCAGGGCCCUGGAGGACGACCCGGCGUUCGACGCGGGGCGGGGGUCGGUGCUGAACGCCGGCGGCGAGGUGGAGCUGGACGCUGUCGUCAUGGACGGCAGGACGCUGGCGGCCGGAGCCGUCUCCUGCGUCAGGAACAUCGCCAACCCCGUGACCCUCGCUCGCGCCGUGAUGGAAAAGACGGACCACGUCAUGCUGACGGACAGAGGCGCCAACCUGUUCGCCGACAGCGUGGGCGUGGCCACCGUGCCCAGCGACGCCCUGGUGACGGAGCACGAGAGGGAGGAGUGGGAGCGGCACCAGCAGUACUCCCUCGGGGUGAAGAGCCUCUUCAACUCGCGCUGGGACCAUGACACGGUUGGGGCGGUUGCUCUGGAUUGCCAUGGCGACGUAGCCUGUGCCACUUCCACUGGAGGAAUUAGAAACAAAAUGGUGGGACGAGUUGGGGACUCGCCCAUAAUAGGCUGUGGCGGCUACGCGGAUAACCGCGUCGGCGCGGUGUCCUGCACGGGACAUGGAGAGUCCAUCAUGAAGGUCACCCUCGCCAGCCGGAUCCUCUUCCACAUAGAGCAAGGCCGGGGUCCCUCUGAGGCGGUGGAGUCGUGCCUGCAGUACAUGGCCGAACGAGUGAAGGGCGGGGGCGGGGUCAUCGCAGUGACCCGAUCGGGGGAUUGGGUCGCCCGGUUCACCACCGAGCGCAUGGCCUGGGCGGCGGCGGAGGGGGACGUCCUGUCGUACGGCCUCGACCCGGAAGAAGUGAUUCGGGAGAGACUUCCGCUGUAGCGCCUCUGCGGUACCGGAGCUGGUUCUCUCAGCGCUGCAGCAGCGUUCGCCGUGGGAGAGAACAGGGGGAGGGGCUGUGAGGUUUUACAGUCUGACAGCGUCACUUGGCGAACAUUGCUGCUUUACGCAUUCCUGAAUUAAGUCCGUUUUUCAGUUUCUGUAGUUCUGUGAAUUUCUAGAACCUUACACCAGCAGUCCUGUCAGGACUGUUUAGUCUAGCAACACAAAAAUAGUUAAUUGGGUUAAUUGUUCUAUUUCAUUUAAUCUUGUAUGUAAUGGCUGAAUUAUUCAAAUAAUUAUUCAAAAUCGUACCAAUCCAGAAUGCAUAAUCCAUCAAAUAUUAAGGCCAUUGUCACAAAUCCGCAAGCAGUGAAGAAUACAGACAAAUUUCCUAAUCACUGUUCUAAUUGUUAAUCAUUUCCAAUUCAGUUUUAGUGUUUUUCAACUUGAAGGUCGCAACAAUUUUCAAGAUAGCUCAAGUUGGAGUGUGUAUUUCUGCCAUCAGUGCAAAUAAGGUUAAUUCUAAUAUAAUUAAUUUCUAAUAUCAAUUUGGUUAUUACAAUGGGCCUCAUUCACAAAACAUGCGUACAAACGUUUCCACAAACAUUUCGGCAUUCAUCAUUUUUCUCUUAUCUGUACUUGUUCCUGGUUAUUUCCUUAAGCUAAUUACAUUAACAGGAUUGUGUAUAAAAUCUACAAAAAGUUAGCACUCAUCAUCUCAUACACCUGGGAUAUGCACAAAGGUUUUCAUGUGUCAUGAAUCCCAUAUUGGUUUUUUGUCAGAACAUUUUUAAGAACAAAAGUAAGAAUAAUUUAAGAAAGGUUUUGUGAAUGAGGCCCAAUCAGUGGACACAAUGUUGUAAGGUGCUGUGAAAAGCUUGCCACAUCCAGGCAGGUAGUUUGAGCACUACAGCACAGCACAGGCCAAUCAAGACUUUGCAGUGGUGGGACAAAUUUAUCAAAAUCACACCCAAGGUUAUGUCCAACUCUCGCUGCUCUGUUUUCAGGGAGGUAAAAAGCCUGUCUUUGCCCCGCAAAUGCACUGAUGUCAAGGGUAGACUGAUGUUUUGUAGCAGUGUAGAGCUUCACAAGGAUUUUGCACCAAGGUUGCUAUUUCCAUCCUUGUUGCUGUUUUAAAAAGUUUCUGCUGAUGGUUGCGACAGGAAUGGGUCCCUCAUUUUCACAGUAAUUGCAAAUAUAAUUAUUAUUAAUUAGUGUGGUUCACGUCAGUCUUUGUGUCAGAUUAUGUAACAUUCUGUCCAAAUGUGCAAACAAGAACGCAUGCUGUCAGCAGUGGAACAUUUGGAUUACUCAGCUAAAAGCAAGCACACUUGAAAAUAAUGAAUAUAAAUAAUGAAAAAUAUAAUGCAUUCAAAAUAUAUUAUAAAGAAAACCAUGCAGCCACUCUCUCCCAUGAAAAAUGUUUUUAAUUAAAUCUUUUCAUAAUGAUAUUUAUUUAUGGCAUGAUCCCAUGAAUGCUGACGUAUGUUAGUUAAAAUGAUCAUAUUAUAGUUAAAGGUCAGAAAUCAGUCAAGUCAUCCAAAAAAAAUAAUUAAAAUUUUUUAACGAAGACUGGAAAUUAGUGCAUGCACAUUCAUAUUACCACAGUGAGACACGUCAGUUAUUUCCAACAAAAACUAAGCCAAUCAAAGCACCACAAUAUGCUUCACAUUUCAUAUUUUUAAAGAGAAUGCAUAUCCAUGGAUUCCACAGAGAGGUUUAUGUGGAGGUAGAAGUCAAAUGCCCUGUGUCAAUGUCCAAUGAUAUCAUUGUGGGAAUUUCAAUGAGCUUACUUUAAUAUCAUGAAAGCUAUGGAACCUCUGCUGUAAGAGAAGAGCUCUAUUCCCUGCAAACAUCCUGCCGCUAAUUGACUGCAUAAUAAAGCAUCGCAUAGCACGAUUGACAUGCAUGUCAUUUAAAUAGCGUGUGUCGUCUUUCCCGAACAAUGAGAAGGACUUAAUUGUUUCGCGAAAGAGGGAGGGAGUGAGA
Messenger RNA from Anguilla anguilla (European eel), 3170 nucleotides. RefSeq names its product isoaspartyl peptidase/L-asparaginase. The record is from RefSeq and is a predicted model, not a curated record. The transcript has 7 exons. Gene Ontology annotation, molecular function: asparaginase activity. Lineage: Eukaryota; Metazoa; Chordata; Actinopteri; Anguilliformes; Anguillidae. Bases 204 to 1181 code for a protein of 325 amino acids.